Sitophilus oryzae (rice weevil) is the source of this 1010-nucleotide messenger RNA. RefSeq lists its product as uncharacterized. NCBI's taxonomy places the organism in Eukaryota, Metazoa, Arthropoda, Insecta, Coleoptera, Curculionidae. The transcript is spliced from 4 exons. The record is from RefSeq and is a predicted model, not a curated record. The coding region runs from base 122 to 895 and encodes 257 amino acids.
ACUGACAAUUGACACUAGAAAGUUAUUUUUUGUGGUAAUCGAGUAAAUAACACAGACAACUUGUAAAUAACAGAAAAUAAUUUAUAUCUUAUAUUUAUAAAAAGCAUUUAAAUUUUUUCUAAUGAAUGCUUACGCUGAAAAAUUAACAAAGCAAAAAAAUAUGUCUGAAGAAUUAAAUGGGGUAGCUGUAGUUAUAAUAAUAGGACUUGGAGUUCUUACAGUAAUAUUACUAUUUAUUUUUGCGAAAAGGCAGAUAAUGAGAUUUACACUAAGAUCAAGAAGAGGACCGCACGUCCCUAUUGGUCAUGAUGGUCCAAAAGCAUUAAAAAGAGAAAUAGAAAGACGUUUAGAUCUAAUACCAAGAAUUGUUUGUGAUCCUAAGUUAAUAAGCAAAACCGAUCCCAGAUAUAUUGUUUGUCCAGGACAACAGAUACCAGCUCACUAUUAUAGGCUAAAAGCUGUCGAUGAUGUUAAAAUACUUGAAAAUGAAAUAACAAAGCAAGACCCUUGUUUAUUUCGACAUCCUAGUGAAAAUUUGAGGGCAUAUCUAUUAACAACACUGGCUGCUCCGCUAAAUGGCAGUGGCCAGAGAUUAAUUCAUCAAUUUUGUGACUUUUAUGAACAUGCACGUCAUGAUCCUAGUCAUUUUGGCGAUGAAGAACAUCAGCAAUAUAAUAGAUUAUUAUUAAAACUUGUAGAUGCUGCAAAAUUGUUAAAAUCUUAUAACAGCAGAAAAUCUUCACCAAACAGAACACCACAGAGAAAAGUUAUUAUUGAUAAAGGUAAAAAUACAAGCAUAAAUUACUCUACUGAAGAGGAAGUACUAAGUGUUACAGAUUCAAGACCCACCACACUUUCAGUAGCAGUUUCAACAGAUAAUGAAACAUCAGUAUAAAUAGUUUUUAAGUUAUUUAUUCUAUGUCAACAAGUUUAGAAAGUACUUUGUAAAAAACAAGUAUCUGAAUAUUUAAAACAUUAGAAAAUAAAAAUACUAGUGUAAUUAAACUUUA